AUGAAAGACUUACAUGCCACUUUAAAGCCACAAAAGACAGCUUUAACCCCAUUAGAGGAACCCACACUUCAAAAAGCAGUAGAAGAAGGAACUAAUAACAAAGUGGAAGAAUGUCAGGAACAAUCUACUCAGACCUUUAAUACUCAAAGCUUGAUCUUACUUAAAGACUUGACAACUACAACAGCAACAGAAACUGAUCAAAGUAAUGCUAAGAUGGAACUUCCAGAGGAUUUACGACAAUACACUGAGAUUUCAGAUAAUCUAGAUGAUCCAAAAACAACUACAACAUCGAACAUGACUAUUCAUCUACUUCAGUUGCAACUAGAAGAAGACCAAUCUGAAUGCAUGAUAAACACAUUAACUCAGAUAUGGAGAUUUAAACCAUUGGGUCAACAAUUUAACGACUGUGAAGGGACUGGCUUCCUUGAUAGCCACUUCAAAAUGUCUUUACCUCAGCUCCUGUGCCUGGCAACACUGCUGACUGUCUCUUCCACUUUUACGAUCAAGAGGACAGCAGAACAUGAAGGGUACUCCUUGGAUGAAGGAAAACCUAGGAAAGGCAUCCCUGAAAUCAAUGCAGCAACAGGAAAGAAGUUCUUUGAAGGCGACAUUAUCAUGCUGCUUGACAGAAAUGCACUGAGGAAUGACUCCUAUAGAUGGAAACUUCCAAUUCCAUAUAAAAUGGGCGCCAGUAUAGACCUGAAUACCAAGGGCGUCAUAUUGCAAGCAUUUGAGAUGUUUCGACUCAAAUCUUGCAUUGACUUUAAACCCUAUGAAGGAGAGAAGUCCUACCUCCAAUUUGAAAAGCUGGCUGGAUGCUGGUCUUAUGUGGGAGAUCUUCAGGCUGGCCAGGUCGUUUCUAUUGGAUCAGGCUGUGAAUAUAAAGAUAUUGUGGAGCAUGAGGUCCUGCAUGCCCUUGGAUUUUUUCAUGAACAGUCACGCACUGAUCGAGACGACUAUGUUAAGAUUUGGUGGAAUGAAAUCAUUGAUGGUCAGGCAUAUAACUUUGACAAAUAUAAUGACAGUUUCAUUUCUGAUUUAAACACUCCAUAUGAUUAUGAAUCUGUCAUGCAUUAUGGAGCUUAUUCAUUCAAUAAGAACAGUUCUGUCCCUACAAUUACAACAAAAAUUCCAGAAUUCAACAACAUCAUUGGGCAAAGCAAGGAUAUGAGCAAGAUAGAUGUAGAAAGGCUUAACCGCAUGUACCAUUGUGCUUCCAGUCUUACCCUCCUUGACCAAUGUUCAUUUGAGUCCAUCAGUAUCUGUGGUAUGGUACAAAACGGAAGAGACAACAAGGACUGGGAACAUACCUUGACUACAAGUCGGGAUAACAACAACCACUGCUUAGAGAAAGAGUACGUUAUGAGCUUCGAUACCACAAAAGGCCUUUCAGGUGAAGCAGCCAUUUUGGAGUCCCGUAUUCUUUAUCCAAGAAGAAAUGAGAAGUGCCUACAAUUUUUUUACAAAUUUGAUGGCAGUCCAAAAGAUGAGCUGAUUAUAUGGCUUAAAACUGAUGAUGGUACUGGAAAUAUUAGGAAGUCAAUAAAACUGAAAAGCAUCCAUGGUGAUGGAGAGAAGCAGUGGAACUUUGCAAACAUUCCUUUCAACAGCCAGACCAAAUUCCGCUAUGUUUUUCAUGGCCUUAAAGGAGACCCACAACAUUCCAAGGGAGGAAUUCACAUUGAUGAUGUAACUCUGACUGAAACACAAUGUCCUACCAGCGUUUGGCAGAUAAGAAACUUCACUUCCAUUUUAAAAAGUUCCUCAAAAGGAGAUUAUCUGCCAAGCCCCAUCUUUUAUAACUCUGAGGGCUAUUGCUUUGUGCUCAGUCUUUAUCCCCGUGCUCCAGCCAACUCAAAUGGAGAUUACCUAGGAAUCAUGUUUUCUUUAUGUAGUGGCAAGGAUGAUGGAGCAUUAGAGUGGCCAGCUGGGAACAGGCAAGUGACAUUCACCAUAGUGGAUCAAGAUCCUGACGUCACCCAAAGGAUGUCAGCAAGCCGAAGCUUUGUUACAGAUCCCAACCAGCGUUUCAAUGGCAAACUUCUUUGGGAUAAGGCUGAUAUUACUGGAAUUUUUGAUCCUUUGUAUAACACCCACGUAGGUCCAAAGUUGGGUUGGCGUUACAUCUUGCCAUAUAGUGAAUUGUAUCGGAGGAAUUUUCUUAAAAAUGGCAAUCUUGUCGUUUUGGCAAAUUUUGAAGUUUUAGAAGUAGUUUUUAUUGAGAUGUUCUUUGAAAAGGCUGCACAUCUUUUCAAUAUGUGUAGUUUUAAGGUGGGAAGAUUUCAAGAUAAUUGA
Molecule: messenger RNA, 2295 nt
Organism: Protobothrops mucrosquamatus (brown spotted pit viper)
Lineage: Eukaryota; Metazoa; Chordata; Lepidosauria; Squamata; Viperidae
Product: meprin A subunit alpha-like
Exons: 14
Coding region: 1-2295 (764 amino acids)
Biological process (GO): proteolysis
Cellular component (GO): membrane
Molecular function (GO): protein binding; zinc ion binding; metalloendopeptidase activity
Source: RefSeq, a predicted model, not a curated record